GGAGGCGGAUGUGACGUAGCUGACUAAUCUCCCUGCGCUUCCUGUCUUCCUUCUUGGCUGUGACUCGGUAAGCCGAACCGAAUUUGUUCUGGGUCUCUCCGUCGGUCCCGUACUUGCAUCGUGAGGCUGUCCAGUGAGGCCCCGUGGGUUCUUUUGUCUCCGCCAAACCUGCUUCCAGUUUACCUCAUGAGUGACGGGGAGUGCGACUUCUUCUGCUUCUUCCGCUGCUGCUGAGCACCAAAGCAGCAGGGAGCUGUAGUCAUCCCAAGUGCCGAGGGCUGAUUGGUGCUGGGGGGGGGGCGCUAUUUGAGGGUGGGCCCAGGGGAAUGUCUGUAGACAUGAACAGCCAGGCCUCCGACAGUAACGAGGACGACAUCGGCCCCAACUCUGAAGAGGAGGAAGAGGACGAAGUCGGAGAGGAUGGGGACAUUGCAGACUACUACGAGGGUGUCGCCAGUGACGUGGAGCAGCAGGGGGCCGACGCCUUCGAUCCAGAGGAAUACCAGUUCACCUGUCUCUCCUACAGAGAGAGUCAGAAAGUUCUGGCCGAGGAUGUAAACAGGGUCGCCAGCGUCCUGAAGGUGUCACUUGCAGUAGCUAAGCUGGUCCUGGUUCAUUUUCACUGGCAGGUGUCCAUAAUACAAGACAGGUACAUGUCCAGCUCCUCCCAACUGCUGUGUGAAUCCCAGGUCCAGCUCCAUCCUGGCACCUACAGACCCAUGACAAUGCCCGGCCACUCCUUUCAGUGUGGGGUGUGUCUGCAGCAGGUGCGCAGGGAUGCUCUGCUCGCCUUGCCCUGCCAGCACUCCUUUUGCAAGGCAUGCUGGGAGCAGCACUGCACUGUGCUCGUCAAGGAUGGAGUGGGAGUUGGUAUCUCGUGCAUGGCCCAGGACUGUUCCCUCCAAAUACCAGAGGACUUUGUGCUCCCACUGCUGCACGGGGAAGAACUAAAGGACAAAUACAGACGCUACCUCUUCAGGGACUACGUGGAGAGUCACUGGCAGCUGCAGCUGUGUCCCGGAGCCGACUGUCCGAUGGUCAUCCAGGUGCAGGAGCCGCGGGCCAGGAGAGUGCAGUGUAGCCGCUGCAGUGAGGUCUUCUGCUUCAUGUGCCGUCAGAUGUACCACGCGCCCACGGACUGCGGAACCAUCCGGAAGUGGCUCACCAAGUGUGCGGAUGACUCCGAGACAGCCAAUUACAUCAGCGCGCACACUAAAGACUGUCCCAAGUGCAAUAUCUGCAUCGAGAAGAAUGGGGGCUGCAAUCACAUGCAAUGCUCCAAGUGCAAGCAUGAUUUCUGCUGGAUGUGCCUGGGAGACUGGAAGACCCACGGCAGUGAGUACUACGAGUGCAGUCGCUACAAGGAGAACCCCGACAUCGUGAACCAGAGCCAGCAGGCCCAGGCUAGGGAAGCACUCAAGAAAUACCUCUUCUACUUUGAGAGGUGGGAGAACCACAAUAAGAGUCUGCAGCUUGAAGCACAGACCUACCAGAGAAUCCAGGAGAAGAUUCAGGAGAGAGUGAUGAACAACCUGGGCACCUGGAUUGACUGGCAGUACAUGCAAAAUGCUGCAAAGCUAUUGGCUAAGUGCCGCUACACGCUGCAGUACACCUACCCCUACGCCUACUACAUGGAGUCUGGACCCCGCAAGAAGCUUUUCGAAUACCAGCAGGCGCAGCUGGAAGCUGAAAUCGAGAACCUGUCCUGGAAGGUGGAGAGAGCGGACAGCUAUGAACGGGGAGUUGGAGGAGGGGGGCUAAGUGCCAGCGACAGAGGGGACCUGGAGAAUCAGAUGCACAUCGCAGAGCAGCGGAGACGAACACUGCUCAAGGAUUUCCAUGACACCUGAAGCCCCUCUUCACUCAUUCAGCUUUUAGAGAUCAACAGCACCCCCUCUCACCCACCCCCCAAACCCCACCUCACCCUCUCCAUUCCCUGCUCUGGUCUUGUUUUGGUAUGGGUGCAUUUUUUUUUUCUCAUUUGGUUUAAUCCUGCUCCACCCCAUUCAUGACAUGAGACAGAUGGAGACACACGCACACAAGGACGCUCGCAGAAACACACUUGUACAAGGAUGCACGCAGAACACAAGACAUGCACCAAAACACGCACAUGCAAAGACGCGCACUGGCUUUUUAACAAGUAUCAAGCCGCCACUGAAGGGGCCGGCAGGGGAGACGGACGUGCUGCAGUGGCCAGGAGAAGCAGACUCUGUGAAAUCAGAGGCAGCACGACCUAACUGCUGUCCUGUCUCCAACCAUAACCCAGCUCUCUGCUCUCUCCCUUUCUCACACAUUGUUCAUUAUUAUUUUUUGAAAUGGUUGUUAAUAGAAAUAGAUCAUUUAAAGGGUUAAAAAAAAAGGAAAAAUGUAAUUUUCAAAGGUUGUACAUUAAUACAGAAAUAGUUACUGAGAGUUUUUAAACAA
Molecule: messenger RNA, 2424 nt
Organism: Brienomyrus brachyistius
Lineage: Eukaryota; Metazoa; Chordata; Actinopteri; Osteoglossiformes; Mormyridae
Gene: arih2
Product: ariadne homolog 2 (Drosophila)
Exons: 15
Coding region: 327-1850 (507 amino acids)
Biological process (GO): positive regulation of proteasomal ubiquitin-dependent protein catabolic process; protein polyubiquitination; ubiquitin-dependent protein catabolic process
Cellular component (GO): ubiquitin ligase complex; cytoplasm
Molecular function (GO): ubiquitin protein ligase activity; ubiquitin conjugating enzyme binding; zinc ion binding
Source: RefSeq, a predicted model, not a curated record